AUGACAGAUCAAAUAUCAUUAACCAAACUAAUAACAAAAUCAACCAAUCAGAAAGUAUCGCCAAGAUCAUUUAUAUCUUUAAUUGAUCAAUUCCAAUCAAAGCAAACUAAUAACAAGAUUGAUGACCAACAAUAUGUUUCUGAAUUACUUGAAUUAAAUAAAAUAAAUACCACUGUUAAACAUCAAAGAUUUAAUGAAUAUAAAAUCAAUUUAAUCCUUGAACUUUCAUUGAGUUCAUUAUUACAUUGUCAACAAUUUUGGAGAUGUUUAGGAAAAUUAUCAGAUUCAAUGCAAAUCAUUUAUUUAUCAAAAGUUAAUAAGAAAUUAUUACAUCAAUAUAAGAAAUAUGAUCGAGAAAUUAUCAGGACAUUAAUUAAUCAACAAUUCAUUCAAUAUUGUUUGGAUUAUUUAAAUAAAUUACAUGAAAGAACUUUAAUAGAAUGUCAAAAAUUGGUAGUUAAUCAAAUUAUAUUCUUUGUUGGUUCAAUAAUUGAUAGUUUUAAUAAAUUCUUAAUCCUAAAGGAAGAUAAUCCAUUUCAAAAUUUUGUAAUUAAAUUAAUUACAAUUUUAAAGAAUUUGAAAUUAGGUAGAUUAUUAUCAUUUUUAUUAUUAAAAACAAAAAGUAUUUUAACCCUGGGACAAAUUGAUCAUUUGAUUCAUAGUAAAAUUAUAAAACAUGAAAAGGAUUCAUUUAAUUUUCAUCAUUCAUUUGGAGAAGGGACCCCAACUCUGCCACUUAAGAUUGAAGAUGGAGGGGAAGGAGAAGCAGAAUUAUGUACUUCAUCAUAUUUACUUUCAUUAUCAAUUAAUAAUCUUGCCGAAGAGAAACAAGAAACUUAUUUUAUAACAAAGAGAUGUUUUUGGUUUUUGAAACUUAUGAGAGAAUUUCAAUUUGAUAGAUUGGAUUUAUUAAAUUCAUUUAUAAUUAAUUUAAUGCCAUUAUCAAAACAAAAGAAUAUGUAUUUUGUUGCUUAUGAAUUUAUCAAAAGUUUGUUUAUAGUUUGGGAUUUACUUCAAUCACAAAAUGAAAGCUUUGUGAAGUUUAAUUUACAUAAUUUUAUCAUUACUAGAGUUCCAAUCUUAUUAUCCAAUUUAAAAUUAAAUGAAGAAGAAAAUGUUGAAAAAGUUGUUCUUGAUCUUUUUGAAGCUUAUCCUAAUGCAAAUCAUGAUUUAAAACAUCAAUUUGUUAAAAGUCUUAUAUUUCAUAAAUGUAUAACCACUCAAAGUUUACCCAAAUUUUCUGAUCUUAAUCAACAAUCAAUCAUGCAUGAAUUACAAUCUCAUACUCAAGAAUUGAAUUUACGACAAAAAUUUAAUGAAAAAUUAUUGAAUAUAAAUACAGAAUUUACUUCACUUGAAGAAUCAGGAUUAAUACAAUUUAUAAAUAGUUUACAAAUAUCUUUGGAAAUUCUGUAUAAGAGACAACAAGAUUUAAGUACUAUAAUCUUGGAAAUUAUUGAUGAUUUAUUAAUUGCUAAAGAUCAUGAAAAAUUAAAUCGAUUAUUAUUAUGUCUACUGAAUGAUGUUAAUAUUUUAAGAAUUAUUGUGUUUAAUACCAAAAAUACUCCAUUUGCAAUCUUGUAUAAAAUAAUUGAUUUUGUUGAUUCUGAACAAUUUAAUAUUGAUGAUGAUGAUGAAAAUUUCCAAGAUGUUUAUUCAUAUUGUGGAGUUGCUAUCUUAAGUAUUAUUUUAAUUGUGGAAACUUUUGAAAUUGAUUUAUCGAAAAUAUCAAUUCAAAAUUCUUUUGUAAUUGAUUAUAUUAAUAAUUUCUAUUGGAGAUUAUGUGAUAAUUUAACCACUCAGACUCCAGCAAACAAUGAUGAAGAAGGGACUAUUAUUGCCGUGAAUUAUAAUAAUCUAUUAACUGAAUGGAUAAAUGCUUUAUUUGAUGAUAAUAAUGAAGGGUUAUCUGAUGAGUUGAUAAAAUCAAUCAAUAUUAAACAGAUUUAUAAAUUGAUUCCAAUUGUAUAUCAACAAGCUAUAAUAGCGGCCAAUUUUAACAAAAUUGAUUUUAAUAUUUUAAAUAAUGGAUUAGAUUAUUUGUCACAAGUGUUUUUAAUUCCAUCUACUAUAAGUUUGAUUAAUUGGUUAUUACGAGAAAUUAAAUUAUUAACUCGGUUAGAUGUUGAUAAUUUACAACUUAAAGUUCUUGCAGAAAUUAUAAAGUCAAAUACUUCAGGUGAUUCUCAAGAUAUUUCCACGUUAAUCUUUAAGAUUGUUCUCAAUAUUACUGGUGAGAAAAUUAUCACCACAUUAAAGAAAUUUAAAGAAUGGUCAAUUAAUCAAACUGCAUCAGAAAUAAUUCAAAUUAUAAAUAAUUCAUUAAAGAAGGAUAACAUAAUCCCUACAACUUCUGCAUUUGAGAAAGACAUGAAUGUGAAUGAAACUAUUAAAUCACAAAUCAUUAGUAAACAAAUUACUGAUUUAGAUGCUCAAUUCGUACACAAUUAUAUCACCCAUCAACCCGAUAUAACCAUAAACCAUUUAUUACAAGAGAUUUAUGCCUUUCAGAAAUCAAAUAAUGAAGAAGCGAAAGUCUUUAUUAAUUUAAUGAUCUCAAUCAUGAUUUUAUAUAGUAUUGAUUCAAUCAAUGACAAAGAAUAUUGGAAAUCAAACCUAAACACAAAAAUCCCCCCAGGUAUUAUUGUCAAGCCUGCGUCCGAAGAAGUUAAUCAAUUCCAAUUAUCUAUGGAUUGUCACUACUCGUCCAUAUUCUCCGACACAUCCGAUCUCCCCGACAACAACAACCAUAACAACAACAAAAAUCAAUCUACCGAGAACGAGAAUGAUAUGAAUCAAUUCCUAAAAGGAGACGAUGAAGUUGAUGAAGAUGAAGAUAUGAUGGACGAUGAUGAUGGGUUAUUUAGUGAAUCAAAAAUUAAUAAGACAAUAAGUUCAACAACAACCAGUGAGAAAUUAAAACAAUUAACUCAAGCAAUUCAUGUAAAUGUUAAUUUUUUACAAGAAUUUAGAUCAAUUAGAGAUGGCAUAAAUCCGAUAUUUCAUCGAUCGGCUCGGAUAUUGAAUGAUAAAUUAUUAGAUGAGUUAAAUAAUUUACAUAUUUAA
Hemisphaericaspora subhashii is the source of this 3066-nucleotide messenger RNA. It is a transcript of the gene MED5, whose product is annotated as Med5p. Gene Ontology annotation, molecular function: transcription coregulator activity. Bases 1 to 3066 code for a protein of 1021 amino acids. Gene Ontology annotation, biological process: regulation of transcription by RNA polymerase II. The transcript has a single exon. NCBI's taxonomy places the organism in Eukaryota, Fungi, Ascomycota, Pichiomycetes, Serinales, Debaryomycetaceae. The record is from RefSeq and is a predicted model, not a curated record. Gene Ontology annotation, cellular component: mediator complex.